This is a messenger RNA of Juglans regia (Persian walnut), 2644 nucleotides long. RefSeq lists its product as uncharacterized. The transcript has 11 exons. Bases 55 to 2259 code for a protein of 734 amino acids. The record is from RefSeq and is a predicted model, not a curated record. NCBI's taxonomy places the organism in Eukaryota, Viridiplantae, Streptophyta, Magnoliopsida, Fagales, Juglandaceae.
UCAUUGGGAGUGCUCGUACGCGCUGCUUCGUCUUUGGUUCCAUCACUCUCUUUGAUGUUUUUCUUCUCGGCCGAUCAGUUUCUCGGACUUUCUAGGCGAUUUCCCUUCCCCCCAGACGUUCCCCUGACACUUUCUUUACCGCCUUUUAGUCCCUCAGAUCUCCGAAGGCGAAGAUUCACUUGCCACAUCGAUCUCCACCCAUCACCACUGUUUUGGCAGUGCUGGAUUUAUAAAGAAAGAAGGCCCUUGGCAGUGUUUGAAAGGGGGGAAAAGAUGACAGCUGCAACACUAAAGGCCUCUAGUUCUACAGAAUUGAUGAAAUCAGAGGGAAAUGAUACUGUAGACACCAUCAUCAAACAAACAAUUGGAAAAGACCCUCUUUUGUCUUUCUCGAGGGCCAUGGACAGCCCGGCACAAUGGAUCCAAUUACUUCAUGCUUUGGAUCAGCAAGAAUUGCAAGGUUGGCCCUUUCCCUCUCUGAAGGUGCAGAUGCAGAAUUGUGACAAGUGUUCUCGAGAAUUCUGUUCGCCCAUCAACUACAAAAGGCAUAUAUGUGUGCACCACCGGUUGAAAAAGCUUGCUAAGGGUUCUACUAAAGAUAGGUACCUGCUGGGAGUGUUUUGGGAUAAGCUAUAUUUGGAAGAGGCAAAGGAAGUUUUGUCAUUCAAGAACGUGAUAUUUGAGGGAGUUCCAGGGUCUUCAAUUGUAAAGUCAUUGACAACACUUGUUAGGAGACCAGGGGUUGCAACUUUGCCACAAGUUUAUUUGAGGGCUGGUUCUGCCCUUUUGGAUGUUAUCCAUGCUCGACCUUCUAGAUUCCCUCUGUCAUCCUCGGAGUUAUUUUGUAUCCUUGAUGAUGCGAGUGAGAAAACAUUUCUGUGUGGGACAGCCGACUUGAUGCAAAAGUAUGUUUUUCAUGGGGAAGCUGGGAAGAGUGGCCUUGAAACAAAAAACUUAGUUGCUUGCACCAGCUUCUUGCUGGAACAGAAAUUGGUCAAAGCAUGGCUUGCAGAUAAGGAUGCAGAAGCUUUAAGGUGCCAGAAGUUACUGGUGGAGGAAGAAGAAGCUGCUCAGAAAAGGAAAGCUAAGCUGUUGGAAAGGAAAAGGAAGAAGAAAUUGAGGCAAAAAGAACACAAAGCAAAGGAGCUUAAACAUGUGGAAGCAGAUGUUAACGAAUGCAUCAGUAAUACUCUGGAGGCACCUAAAAUGCCAGCUGAAACAUCCAGCCCUUCAGCCACAUGUGAUUCUGGUAUGCCCGUCCCAGAAAUGCUGCCAGAUCAAGUUCACUUAUCUUCUGAACCAUUUGAACUCUCAAACUCAGAUGAAGAAGCAGGUCCUGAUUCUCGAUCUGGGUAUGGCUGUGACUGUACUAGUCAGAAUGUUGAACGGCAGACAAUGCCGGGAAGUGGUCGCCGGCAUGGAGUUGUUGUCCGAUGUCAAUUGCCCCCAAAAUCGCAGAGGGGAGUGCCAAGUGGCUUCCAUUCAGGUCAGAAUUCUCAAGCAUCAAAGCUUGGUGCCAUGCAAAAGCUUGGGAUCCACCGGGAUUUGAGGACUUCUCCAGUAGCCAACACCAAUAAAGUAUGGAGUCGAAAACCUAAGCCUGAAAGUGGUGGGGAGGUUUUGAAAGCCAGAGUACAGGAAGAGGAGAUAAAUCGACAAGAGCAAAGUAAGACUAAUGAGGUUUUGAUUGGCUCUAUAUGUGUUACACUUGGAAAUUGUAGCCAAGAGGGUAAUAAUCUGGCUAGAGCUGGUGAAGAUAACCUGUCAGAGCAUCAAAUACCAAAGAAGGCUGACAUUCAGGAGAAGUCCGCUAAAACUGAUUCUCUUCAGAGUGGCACAAAUCGAUCAACAAUUAAGCUCUGGAGGCCAGUGAGCCAGUGUGGAAGAAAAGGUCCUAUGUCUGUUCAGAAUGGCAAUAUUGAAUCUGAAGCGGAUGCAAAUGCUGAAAAGGACAAUGAUCAAAACCCGGAGGAAGUUUGUUUAAGAUGCUAUGCUACUGUGGAUGAUGGUAAUGGUGGCGGUAAGUACAGUAAUAAAUUCUUGGAGGGAAGUGUCUAUCCUGGAAGCGCUAUACAUGCUGCAAAAGUUUUUCUUGCACAGAAAUGGAAGAAAGCUAUAGCAGCCCACCAUGUGAAAUUGGUUCUUUCCCCGUGUUCUGAACCUCCAGGAUACCCUGAGACAGGAUGUGGGGUAGCGAUUCAGUCAUCAAAUUUCCACAAAAUGCAGCAUUCCUGGCAUUGCAAACAACUGGUUGGUUAAUGCAGGUGCAGGUGGUUUUGAGUCUUCACCAGCCAGGAGUGUUAGACAUAACUACAGGACUAAGUCUGAGAAGGUUAUGAACAGAAAGUACAUUCCCAAAAAAAGCAAUGCAACCUAGUAAGGUGGGAAAAGAGAGGAGAUUUGUUUCUUCUUUUACAAAUGUGCACAGUUCAACUCACUGUCGUGUCGUAAGCAGAGGUUCCAGUUUAACAGAUGGUCUUCUGUCGGAAAAUUGAAAAGAAGUUUUGCUGCAAAAUCUUUGUACAAUUCCGUCCUUUUUCUGCAGAUUUAUAAGUGAGGUAUUUUUUUGUUUUUGGCUUAAUAGUCUAUUUUUUUGUAAUAAAUUUGGUGUUUAAUUAAUUCAAAGGUCAACCUUUUUUGUCUA